Molecule: messenger RNA, 4255 nt
Organism: Glycine soja
Lineage: Eukaryota; Viridiplantae; Streptophyta; Magnoliopsida; Fabales; Fabaceae
Product: endoribonuclease Dicer homolog 3a-like
Exons: 6
Coding region: 3057-4055 (332 amino acids)
Biological process (GO): siRNA processing
Cellular component (GO): nucleus; cytoplasm
Molecular function (GO): ribonuclease III activity; RNA binding
Source: RefSeq, a predicted model, not a curated record
CCCACUUGAGUGAAUACUUGACUACUUCACAUUCACACUCACUUUUCAGUUUCUGUUCUGCGUAGGUUGCAACCUACCUAGUAAUCAGAACCAAAGUAGAAAACGAAUGGAACCCGAUGGCGAUGAUUUUCCAUCGUUGGAUUUCGACAUUGAUUCACCAGACCAUAGACAGGACCAAAGUAAAAAACGAAAGCAUACUGAUAAUUAUGCGUCUCUGGAAUCGCCUUGUUCCAACACGAACCCCAGAGGGUGCCUUUUUUUUCUCCGUUUUUUUUUUGGGGGCAGACACUUCAUGAAUUUUGUAUCUUCUUCAUUCCCAUUUUAUUUGUUUGCCCCUCCUUUUUGAGUUUUGCAUUUGGUGUGGUUUAUGUUGCAAUAUGCAUGCAUGCCCCCAUUUACGUUGUUGGUGUUUUAGGCAUAAGGGUUUUUGGGAAGAAUGAUCAUAAAGAUUGCAUUUUUCUUAUUUUCUUGAUCCUUUCUCUUCGAGUUUGAUAAUAAAGAUUGCUUCUUCUUUUUUUGUGUUAUUUACUUGGUCCUUUCUGUUCGAGUUUGAUCAUAAAGAUUGCGUUUUUUUUUUUUUUGUUAUUUUCUUGAUUCUUUCUCUUCGAGUUUGAUCAUAAAGAUUGCGGUUUUGCUAUUUUCUUGACCGAGUUUGACAGAUUUUUUUUUUUUGUUUCUUUUAUCAAUCAUGCGUUUUGGGUUUUCCCUAUAGCUAUCAGAUAGAGGUGUAUGAAGUUGCAAGGAGAAGGAACACAAUAGCUGUGUUGGAUACAGGGUCUGGUAAGACCUUGAAUGCUGUAAUGCUCAUGAAAGAGGUGGGUUAAGCCAUCAAGACUAGUGGUGUAAAGAAGCUGAUUCUUUUCUUGGCUCCCACAGUUCAUCUUGUCAACCAGGCAUGUUACACAGUUUUUUUUCUUCCCUUUCUGUUUUUGCUUCCUGUUAGUUUUUUUCUUUGACAAAUGUGGUAUUGAAAGCUUAAAGCUCUCAAAUUUUUAACAUAACAGCAACUAACAUGGUCUUAAUUUGACAAGUCUCAUUGACUUAGAGGUCCUACAUACCCUCCCUUAAACUGAACUGCAAACUGCAGUCAGUUUACUUCUGGUGCCUAGCAGAUCUCUUUAUCUCAAGAACAACUACAGCUUCAAGGGCUCAGUCAUAAUGCCAGCAAUUUGAUCUUUUGAAUCACAGUGCACCAAGUCAACAAUCCAAUCUUUUGUUAAAUCAUAAAGAAGAUAAAAUCUUAUGUGAAUGUGUUUACUUCUACCAUGUAAACAGGAUUCUUUGAAAGUUUAGGCCCUGUUCAGAGUGUUUUUAGGUUUUUAGUUUUAAAAUUUUCAAAAUUUAAAUCCGGUUUUAGUUUUCAGUUUUGAUAUUUUCAAAAAAGAAAUGGGUUCAGUUUUAAAAUGACCUAACACAUUUUGAAAAUAAACAUUUUGUGGGGCACCCAGCUGGAAGGUACAAGUCACCAACACCACCCUUUCCUAAGUGUGCAACUCUCUUCAGUCAUCCACAAAUAGUACACAUUCACCCACGCCUUUUUCACCUUUAGAUCUUUCUGUUGCUGCUCCUUGAUGGUUUUCCUCUGAGCCUUUGUCGGCUUAACCCCAUUUGCUACCGUGAGAAUUCUUGUCUCCACCAAAUGCUAAUACUCCUUAGAUCGAAGAAGAUUCUACAUGAGCAUAGCCCAAUGGUCAUAAUGGCCAUCAAACUUAGGUUUGGCUGGUUGCACAAAAUUGCUUCCUUUUGCUGCCAUCUCACCCUCCCCUAUUUUGUUCACCAAAUGUUUCUCUCACACAUUAGGGGACCACAGUUCCUAACGUACACAACCGGGCCACUUAUGUGGAGCUCUAAUGCCAAUUUGUUGAAAGCUUAAAACAGAGAAAUCUCAGUAUGGGAGUUCAAAAGCUCUAUUAUUCAAUAACAAAACUGUGGCUCUAUGCUGGCCUUACAAAACAGGAAUAAAAUCAAAAUAUAACAUCCAUGUUUACAUUACCUAAAGAUAUGAUAAGUAAAUCUGGCAAGGAAUAGAAGCUAUACUAACUACUUAUAACUAGGACUUUAUUAACAUAACAGCAAUUAAGAUGAUCUUAAUAUGACAAGUCUUGUUGACAUAGAGGUCCAACAUGUGGCUGAUGAGAUGUUGUACUCUUCCUUCAUAACAAAGUGUGGCUGAUGAGAUGUACUCUUCCUUCAUAACAAAGUGUGUGGUUUAUUCAGUUACAGGUUAAACUUAUUUGGUGUUUGACUGUUUGUGUCCACUUUGCAGCAAUUCAAGAAUAUGAAAUUUCUGACUGAUUUUCAAGUUGAGGAAUACUAUGGAGCUAAAGGAGUUGAUACAUGGAGUUUGAAGAUGUGGGAGAAAGUGAUUAGUAACAAUGAUGUAUGUUUAUUGUUUAACCUGCUAAUUGAUUGUCUUACUUUUUUUGCGGUGGCUUUUACUUUCAUUGAUUUGUGCAGUAUUGUUUUGGGCCCAAUGGCAUUUACCUUAAGAUCUCUUAUAGUCUUAUUAAAGUUAAUUUAUUGUAUAAUUAUAUAGCUUACAUAUUUUCAUUCAUUAAUCAUGGGACACAAGAUAUUACAUAAUUAAGAACUUGUGGUAUUUUCUUUGCCACUAUCUUGGUCCAUGGCCCUCCAUCCUUGCUCAACAUUGAUUGAUUCUCCAUUUUAUUUUAUGUGAUAUUUCGGCCUGAAAAGUGUAUAAUUAAUUCAACUACUGAAUUUUUUAAUUGUUCUGAAUUCCUAGCCUUGAAUAAUAGUUAAUUAGUUAUAUCAACUGUAACGCCCUUGAUUGUCGUCUUCUUGGCGGCUUACAUAUUACAACACUUCACACGGUGACACUUCACACGGUGACACUUCACUCAACAUUCUUAUUGGUCAGAACCCUCUGUAGGUAGCCUUUUUCGAGAUCUCGAAAAUUUGUUUCGACUGCUUUCAGGAGUAAUGACUAUCUUGGGAAGUUUUUCGCUGGAUGUGUUCUUAAGACUAUUGCUGACUGUGUUGAAGCUCUGAUAGGAGCAUACUAUGUAGAUGGUGGACUCUUUGCUUCACUUAAUGUGAUGAAAUGGCUUGGGAUUGGUGUUGAACUUGAACUAUCAUCACUUGAUGAAGCAAUCACUGCUGCAUCUCUGAGUACAUGUGUGCCAAUAGAAAGUGAUAUUGCAAGCCUUGAAAAGAAAAUUGAGUAUGAAUUUUCAGUCAAGGGACUCUUACUGGAGGCAAUCACACAUUUGUCUGAGAAAGAACUUGGGAUUGGCUGCUGUUAUGAGAGGCUUAAAUUUCUUGGUGACUCGGUAUUGGACCUGCUUAUCACAUGGCAUCUUUAUCAGAGUCACACAGAUAUUGAUCCAGGGGUGUUGGCUGACUUACGUUCUGCUUCUGUCAAUAAUGACAAUUUUGCUCAAGUUGCUGUUAGACAUAACCUUCACCAGCACCUUCUACAUAGCUCAGGAUUAUUAGUGAGCCAGAUAUUAGAAUAUGUGAAGGUCAUUUCUGAAUCAGAUCCCAGAUCACUUCCAAGUAUUAGAGCUCCCAAGGCACUUGGAGAUGUAGUGGAAAGUAUUGUCGGGCCUAUACUAAUUGGUACCAAGCUAAGUCUUGACCAAGUGUGGAACGUUUUCUAUCCUCUAUUAUCUCCCAUUGUUACUCCUGAUAAACUUGAAUUGCCUCCAUUUCGUGAAUUAAAUGAAUUAUGUGAUUCACUUGGGCAUUUUGUAAAAGUAAAAGAAAAUUGUGAAAAAAUGGGAUCAGCAAUGCAUGUUGAGGUUAGUGUACAGCUUCCAAAUGCCCUAUUGGUUCGUGAAGGAAAGGGGCCAAAUAAAAAAACUGCAAAAGGAGAAGCUGCUUUUCAUUUGUUGAAGGAUCUUGAGAAGCGGGGAAUUUUACAUGGUAGUCUCAUGUCCAAGGGAAAAAGAGACAAUCCUGACCAUAUCUAUGAUUCAUUUCAUCUCAAAAGGGAUUCUAGUAUUUGUUCUUCUCUAAUUGAAGAACAUUCCUCAGAGCCAGCAUCACAUAAAAGGCACACAUUGGAUGAAACUAACUUAACUGCAUUUAAUUGAUCAAUGAAUAUGAAAGGGAGGACCACGGACCACACUAUAUGAUGUAUGUAAGAAAUUACAGUGGCCAGUGCCUGCAUUUGAUUCAAGAGAAUAUAAAGAUAGAUCUCUAUUUGAAUCCUGUGAAGGGCUGCAAGGAAGCAAGGGACAAAACUGUUUCUUUGUCGAAAAUUACCUUGUGCAUACCCAAUUAUGGUAAUAUA